AUGCGGCCGGCCGUGCUGGGGACAGGCGCCCUAUACGCCUUGAUGCCCGACGAGUCUGCCGCCCUCACCACCUAUGUCGUCUUUGGCCCGACAAAGACAUACGUCACGACCCAGACACUGUCCCCGACGCACGCGAUGCCGACAGCGACGUUGACCAGGCCUGGAACCACGCUCUCUCGUAACACGACGUUGAUCCCCUCUGCAGUCCGACCAGCGUCCAAUGUGACGUCUUCAGUAACCACAAUAUCUACAUCGACUCCUGUAGCGAAGCCGACAGCCCCUGUAUCUCCUGCUCCGGUUGCACCGAAGGGACAGAAGAUCUGCAAUGAGCUGACCCCAGACAUCAUCGAUACGGUGAUCCCCACACCGAGGGGCAAGUUUGGCUGGAUUGCGCUCGGUUUCGGGUCCACCAUGCUGGUGUCCGGUCCACCCCGCGUCGCCAAGCUUCUGAACAGCUCGUAUUCCACCGACACUGGGUCCAGUAUGCGUUUCAGCGUGCCAUCCAGCGAUAAGACUGAGGAGAAGCUGAUCUGGGCUUUCUCCAAGACGCAACCGAAGGGCGGGGCUGAUGCGGAGCUGAGCCAGCAUCUUUGGAGCGGAUACGGAACGAUCAACUACCACAAGGACUACGAGGAGGUGUCCAACCCGAUGCCCGUGAACAGCAAGACGGCAGAGAGGAACGGGAUGCCCUCGUCCGUACUUGUUGCGCACAUCGCAAUCGGAGUCAUGGUCACAAUGUUGCUCCUCCCCGGCGGUGUCGUCGUGCCGCGGAUCGUGCGUGGUCUUACCACGUCGAAAGUCUGGUUCCCGCUGCACAUCGCCGUUCAAGGCGGCCUGUGUCUUCUCUUCCUACUCAUCACGCUGGGGACUGGGGCCAGUUUCGGCAAUACGUCGAGCACGCACAGAAGCUGCGGGAUCGCGCUCUUCGUCUUCUUCCUCGUGCAGUGUCUCCUUGGCAUUGUCGCGCACUGGGUCAAGUUGCCCGACCGCCUGAAGCGCUUCUCCUUCACCACCAAGAGGGGCCGUGGGCCAAGCAACCUGCUCCAUUUCGGCAUAGGGUUGCUCGUCGUUGCGCUCGGGUGGGCGACGUGCUGGACCGGCUUUGUAUCGCAGUGGCCAGCUACGGGACACGGGUACUCCGCCCCCAGCCUGAAAGCAGGCUGGGGCGUCAUGCUCGCAUUCUGGCUCAUCGUCUACGCCCUGGCGCUAUGGUUCUUCCUGCCCCGGCAAUUGCGAAUUGAGGCAGAGGAAAGAGCGAUGGAGGAGCACGACCAGCAAAAGUUCUUCUCCCCCAGCGUCGCGCCCGUGACUCCCCGACCGCCCGAACCCAAGGCGCAGAGGGGAUUCUCGCCCCCGCCCUCGCCGAGCAUGAUCCCAAUCUCGGCGCAAUGGUUCCGCCAGUCUCAAGAGAGUCCCAAGCAUUCGUCCCUCGACCGUGCGGAACGGAAACGCCACUCGGAAUUGCACACGAGCGGCAUGCCGACUUCUGGCGUCGUUCCCCGAGUGUCUAGUCGGGAGCGUCUGGACUCUAUGAUCACUUACGAGGGCUCGUUGUCGCGCCAGCAGAGCGAGGGGAGCAUGCAGUCGCGCUUUGCGCAGAGCCGCCGGUCGUCGCGCGGAUCUCGCGGCUCUCUGGGAUCAAUGGAGGAGAGUCUCGCCACGGGCCUCAACUCGCUCAAGAACAGUGUCACUUCUCUGAAGAGCUUGAGAAGUAGGAGGGGCAGUGACGCCCCGCCCACUGCAUUCCCCUUCCGCCGCGGCAGUGAUUCUCAACUGUAUACCGCGCAAGUGGCGGUGUCUGAUCCGUUCAAGUCUCCUGUGACACCCACAUUCCGUCCCAUCGUCUCCCCGGCUCCCAGCGCAUAUAGGCAUGACCGUCGAGACAGCGACGACGGAUUGAGCUUUAGGGCUCGACGACGACGACGCAACAGCAACGCCUCGGCCCACUCGUCCUCUUCGUUCGAGUAUCGCGAACGCAAAACGAGCGACGCGAGCUUCUUAGCCAUCGAGCGGCCGGAACCCAAAGAGCCGCCCCUCAAACUGGUGGACAAGCGUGAUUCGGACCCGUUCGGGCUCAACAAGGCCCUGGGCGCAUUGUCGCUGGGCAACUUCAGCUCCAACCUUUCCUUCUCAUCCGAAAAUCUGUCCUUGUUCCGGGAGAAGAAGGAAACCGUCGUAAACGCCAUUACUGGGGUCAGAGAGCGGAAGCCGAGUCAUGGCCGGAGGUGGUCGGACCAGUCCGCCCGCUCCAACCGGUCCGGGAGAAGUUCGCUGAGCAAGGCCACCAGCGCACCGAGGAGUCGGAGCGGAUCCAUCGCCGAGCCCGCGCCUAGCAGUUUUGCGCCCCGCAGCCGUAACAACUCGUUCGGAGAUGUGCCGCGCCGCGGCUCUGUGGAUGGACGUCGGUCGAUUGACGCCGCCCCCAGCGCAUACACGGGGACGAGGAGCCGGAGUGGCUCUCUCGCUCAGGCUCAGCGGAAAGAGUCACACAGUCGGAAGAACUCAACGACGACGCCACCAGUGUCGGGAACGCCGAAGACGACGCCUGCCCGUCCUUCCUCGCGCGGCUCCUCUACUCCGCCAGUGGCUCAGAAGCGCUCCGCGCCGCGAACGGCGCCGCAUGCUCGACCCGCGCCCAAACCGCCCGUCGCCCAGGCCGUGGUGAACAUUCCUGCGUCGCCUGUACCCAAAUUUGAGCCGAGACCGACUCCCUCCGUUCCCUCUCCGGCCGUCUCGCGGCCAAACUCGAGCUCGGCCCCCAACUCGGCCCCCUCUGCGCCCACCUCCGCACCUCCCGUUCCCAGCUCUGUGCCUUCCAUUCCCCUCACCUCCUCCACCCCUCGGCACCCCUUCACCUCUCCCCCGCCUCCGCAGCGAUCAUCCGACCUCCGUCUCCGUCGACUCAGCAACUCGCACCGCGCAAUCCCCAAGCUCGAAGUCCGCACCGGUCGCACGCCCGCCACUCCCCCUUCUUCUUCCGGCGCAGUGACCGCAUCUCCCGGCGCCGUGCCUAUUGGAGCUCAUGUCGAGGGGAGGCAAGACGGGAGGGGCAGAGUCGCCCCGCUCACUAGCGCCACUAAGCGGUCGCAUAUCUCCAGUGUCACGCCCAUCGCGAGCCGGUUCCGCGCCAACACGGUGGCUUCGACACGGAGUGAGAUGAGCACCGUCAGCGCCGUUAGUGACGAGAGCGUGCCCCCGCCCGUGCCGCCGAAGGAUUACUAG
Molecule: messenger RNA, 3222 nt
Organism: Trichosporon asahii var. asahii CBS 2479
Lineage: Eukaryota; Fungi; Basidiomycota; Tremellomycetes; Trichosporonales; Trichosporonaceae
Exons: 3
Coding region: 1-3222 (1073 amino acids)
Source: RefSeq, a predicted model, not a curated record